GAGGAAUAUUUGACGUUGCGCAAAACGCGACGUGCCCCUGUACAGUGGUCAGGGAAACCCCUAGUGCGGACCUGCCAACGCCCGGCACAGAGAAACAAACAGAAAGGAUACGAUCUUGAACGAGAGCAGUGUACCCUGAAAGAGCACAGCUAUGCAGACGAUUAAGUGCGUUGUGGUCGGCGAUGGUGCCGUGGGUAAAACCUGCCUGCUCAUCUCCUACACUACCAACAAGUUCCCCUCGGAGUAUGUUCCAACGGUGUUUGAUAACUAUGCAGUAACGGUUAUGAUCGGGGAGCCCUACACUCUUGGACUUUUUGACACUGCAGGUCAGGAGGAUUACGAUCGGUUACGACCCCUGAGUUAUCCUCAGACGGAUGUGUUUUUAGUCUGCUUUUCCGUUGUCUCGCCCUCCUCGUUUGAAAACGUCAAAGAAAAGUGGGUCCCAGAGAUCACCCACCACUGUCCAAAGACCCCUUUCCUGCUGGUGGGAACGCAAAUUGAUCUGCGGGACGACCCCUCCACCAUCGAGAAGCUGGCCAAGAACAAGCAGAAGCCCAUCACCCCGGAGACGGCAGAGAAGCUUGCCCGAGACCUCAAAGCAGUCAAAUACGUGGAGUGCUCCGCCCUCACACAGAAAGGACUAAAGAAUGUUUUUGACGAGGCGAUUUUGGCAGCCCUGGAGCCCCCUGAGCCCAAGAAGAAGCGCAAAUGUGUUUUGCUAUGAGAACCCAACACACACACACACACACACACACACACACACACACACACACACAC
This is a messenger RNA of Clupea harengus (Atlantic herring), 777 nucleotides long. It is a transcript of the gene cdc42, whose product is annotated as cell division cycle 42. NCBI's taxonomy places the organism in Eukaryota, Metazoa, Chordata, Actinopteri, Clupeiformes, Clupeidae. The record is from RefSeq and is a predicted model, not a curated record. Gene Ontology annotation, biological process: small GTPase-mediated signal transduction. Gene Ontology annotation, molecular function: GTP binding; GTPase activity.